Ilyonectria robusta is the source of this 1176-nucleotide messenger RNA. RefSeq lists its product as uncharacterized. The transcript has 2 exons. The record is from RefSeq and is a predicted model, not a curated record. Bases 304 to 1098 code for a protein of 264 amino acids. NCBI's taxonomy places the organism in Eukaryota, Fungi, Ascomycota, Sordariomycetes, Hypocreales, Nectriaceae.
CGAAGAACAACAGAGGCUGGCGUGUCCGUUCUUUAAGAAAGAACCGGACAAAUACUGUCAACGGAGAACAUGCUCAGGCCCUGGAUGGAAUACUGUCCACCGAGUUAAGUGGGCACUUGAUGAACAAGCCCACAAUUGCCACAUAGAUCGCUGACCCAGCUCAGAGAACAUGUCUACCGAAGCCACGCCCUACCCAUAGCAUGCCCAAUAUGCCAUGAAACGUUCGAAAAUGACAGGCUCAAAGAUGACCAUCUGAAAAGGCCGGAACGUUGCGAAUUUCGAGAGCAGCCCCCAAUUGAAGGCAUGGACACGACACAAAAGGAGCAACUAAGAACCCGGAAGCAGUCGCACAAGUAUAAGACGGAGGCCGAAAAAUGGAACGACAUGUAUCUCAUAUUGUUCCCACGAGCCGAUCCGAUAUCCAUUCCCUGUCCAUACUACCAGUACACUAGCACUGGGGUUGAUGACACGAAGGGCUCAGAUUCCGAGUUCACUCGAUACGAGCAGUUCCUACGAGAACCUCCAGUCCACGUGCGGCAAGAGCUCGAGAUCCUCAUUACCGAGCGUCUCAACCGUCUCGAGGAAAACCUUCGGAGCCAGCUGAUCGGCACCGUGUGGGAUAUGCAGCUUCGAUUGCUGGACAUUUACAAAGCUAUGCGAGCGGCCAACGCUAUCGCUACCGCUCCCGCCGCAGCAACUACUGGAGGCGAGACAAGCUCUGGCAGCGCUUCCUCCAAAGCUCAACAAACUGGCUCAACUAAAGUACGCCUCAGCGUAGAAAAUGAGCUACAACCGUUCCAGCCGCCGCCAUAUUUUGAGAAUUUCGAAGAUUUCAAUACCUUUAACAGCAUCUUCGUCGACUUCCCCGAUAUGCAAUUUGGAUCCAUUGAGCCUAGCUCAGGAUAUGGGUUGUUCCCUUCGGAGAAGGGAGGCGGCACGUGUGCUUUAGAUGGUUGGAGUGAUGAGCAGGUCUUUGUUAGCGGUGCGGACGGCACCGGCACCCAGGCGCAUGUACUCGUACCAGUUGCGCCAGUUGUAGGAUUCAUCGCGGAGGUAGACACCUGUGAGGAUAUUGCGGAUUUCGUUGCGGAGGGCUAGGGAUAUCAGGACGAGCCAAUUAUUGCCCUAUCUGUGUUACGCAAUACCAAGAACGAGAAGGAAUGGCAUAAUGUCGAC